GGCCGUGGAAUUACGACUACCAUUUUCUUGCGCGUUUCGAAUUCAUUGAACGCGCAAUGUCGAGCAGAGAGCUCUCACGCAGCCUGUGGAAGGCUGUCGACAGCCUGGGGAGCCGAUCGAGGCCCCAAUGCGAAUGGACGACUCGGCGUGCGCAGAAGAGCUUCCCUCCCUCGGUAGCACGAUGCAUCUCGACGACGACCGCACGGCGCGCAGAUGUCACAGAGGGGGAGAUACAGGAGCCCUUUACGGCUGCACCGCCGAUCAGGUUUGAGGCUGAUGCAGAGGACGGAAAGAAGGGCGACAGGAGCAUGCUGCGGACAUUGCGUGUCGUGCCAGCAUCACCAUCCUACUUCAGCGCAAAGCCCACCUUCACCGACGACUUCCUCGCGCUCUCGGCCCUCCUCCGCAAAGUCGCUACUCUGCCCGUCAUAUCGCCCGCCGAAGCACCCAAGGUGGCAUGGAAGACCAUCUUUCAGUACCGCAUCAUGACCAACGAGCCCGUCAAGACGCAGCGCUACCACAAGAUGAUGCACAUGGUACGGAGACUGAACUGCAUCAACCCAUCGGUGGUGCCUGAGGAGGUCACGCAGGCAUUGCUGCGAUACAAAAAAGCCAGCCAGCCCGGCGACAUCAAGCCGAAGCCUGGUGUGAUAGAUGAGCUUGGGCGAGCCAAGGGCGUUGGACGCAGAAAGACAUCGUCUGCGGUUGCUUGGCUAGUAGAGGGAGAGGGCGAGGUGCUUGUCAAUGGCAAGUCUCUCUCCCAGUUCUUCGGCAGGCUGCAUCACCGAGAGAGCGCUGUCUGGGCACUGAAGGCUACCCAGCGGCUGGACAAGUACAAUGUAUUCGUUCUGGUACAAGGCGGCGGCUUGACAGGUCAGGCCGAGGCCAUGAUGCUGGCAGUAGCAAAGUCAUUGCUAGUGCAUGAGCCGGCAUUGAAGCCCGCGGUUCGACGUGCCGGUUGUGUGACCCGCGAUCCAAGAAAGGUGGAGAGGAAGAAGGCCGGUCAUGUCAAGGCGCGCAAGAUGCCUACCUGGGUCAAGCGUUGAGGUUUCACCUCUGUGUAUAUUGUACAUGUAUAUCGUCGGUCACUUUGCCUGUUAGCGUAGUCGAAUUCAGGAUCGCCAAGUUGGAAGGACAAGCC
Messenger RNA from Cucurbitaria berberidis CBS 394.84, 1141 nucleotides. RefSeq lists its product as uncharacterized. Lineage: Eukaryota; Fungi; Ascomycota; Dothideomycetes; Pleosporales; Cucurbitariaceae. Bases 57 to 1046 code for a protein of 329 amino acids. The record is from RefSeq and is a predicted model, not a curated record. The transcript has 2 exons. Gene Ontology annotation, molecular function: RNA binding; structural constituent of ribosome. Gene Ontology annotation, biological process: translation. Gene Ontology annotation, cellular component: mitochondrial small ribosomal subunit; ribosome.